GACAGAGAUGCUACAUGUGCUGAUAGAGACAGAUCCCGGCUCAUGAAACUGCAUAAAAAGAGCAAAUCGACAAAGCCAAGGGUUAGAGGUGUGUCUGGAAACAGAGCAGGCCGGAGGACUGACACAGCUGACAAAGACCGGCUUGUGCGACACGUCCCCAGUGAGCCCAUCUCUUCCCUCAACCAGACCCCCCUACAAGACUCAGAGUGGCUCACGUUGAGUCCACAGGACAAAUUUGCCUGGGCGAAAGCAUCUAAGGACCCUAGGGUUGCUGUAGGUCAACAGUCUCCACUGGAGAAGAAGAUCUUGAAUCUAGGUGGUGUACAUACAAGAGCAGCAAGACAGUUGAUCAUUCAGAAGCAUCGAGAAGAAUAUGAAGCACUCCGCAGGGAACAAGUGCUUUCUUUUGAUUACUGGCUCGCCAAGGCAGAAUCUUAUUAUAAUAAAAGAAUAGCGGACAUGAUGAAAGAAGAAGAGGCAGACAAUGGAAUGAAGAAGGAGACGGAAGAGAGCAUAACUGAAAGCAUCGAGGGGCAGCAGUGUUACUACUUGGUACCAGAGAGAGAGUUGAAACACAUGGAAAAGCACAUAUAUCAAAUAGGCCAGGCCAGGGAAUCCAGGAAGAAAACAGUUAGGCAACAGCUGCGACCCCGUGAUAAGAUCAUACUACCAAAAAUCAUGCUGGAAGAGCAAGGCACGCAGACCACACAGAGAAGAAAGGUCAGUGAAAGGGAACAGAUGCAAAUUAAAAACCACCAGGAACGCAUGGUUCGGGGGAGAGAACUCCUAGAGCAAAAACUCCGGGAAAGAAUCUUGAGAAAAAGUCUGAGCCCACUGCCCAUACGUGAGAAGCGCAAGGCAGUAAAAAAAGAGAACAAAGAGUUUGAACGAGUUGUUGCAUAUCCACUUUUCCAGCCAGACAGUGGAAGUCAGAUUAAAGUAAACAUUCUUAUGGAAACGACUCCGAGUAGAGAAAUAACAAGUAUGAUUGUACAACCAGCUGAAAGAAAGUUUUUGGCUGUGCCACCCUUCUUGAGGAGCCAAAUAGGAAAAAUGAAAUAUUGGUAAAAUUUCAGCAUUUUGUGAGAAAAUCAUAUUUCUUAAAAGGAACUUUUUGCUAGUUAUUUCUCCUAAAGGUUUGGUGCAACUUUUCAUUUGUGGCAGACCCAGAACUAUAAAGAAGCUGUGAACAUGAAAUAUGGUUAGCUUUUUAAAAUUACCCUUUGUGGUGUUAAGUAUUCCUGUAUGUAAAGUGGAAAUCAUGGCAUUUUAUCAUGUAAUACUUACAGGAAAAUUAUGAUUUUUGUGAAUCAUUACUGUUUGUUAAUUGUUAAAUAAAUGUUUGUUUCGCUGCUUGGGAAGCUUGGGUGA
Molecule: messenger RNA, 1371 nt
Organism: Ochotona curzoniae (black-lipped pika)
Lineage: Eukaryota; Metazoa; Chordata; Mammalia; Lagomorpha; Ochotonidae
Exons: 3
Coding region: 43-1068 (341 amino acids)
Source: RefSeq, a predicted model, not a curated record